Molecule: messenger RNA, 3331 nt
Organism: Contarinia nasturtii (swede midge)
Lineage: Eukaryota; Metazoa; Arthropoda; Insecta; Diptera; Cecidomyiidae
Exons: 3
Coding region: 318-1265 (315 amino acids)
Biological process (GO): negative regulation of apoptotic process; regulation of actin filament polymerization
Cellular component (GO): sarcoplasmic reticulum; actin cytoskeleton; mitochondrion
Source: RefSeq, a predicted model, not a curated record
UACAUUUAGUGUGUAUCAUUGGUUGCAUCCAUAUAUACUAGUUUUUUCUUCUGGCAAAACGGCUGUAGUAGUAAAGCGAAAAUCGAGUUUUGACGAGUCGAGCAAGAAAAAAAAGAGUGUACUCUUGUGAUAAGAACAUUAAAAUCGAUUGCAAAAUUUUUAUUGCGUUUGAAAUUUAUCAUUUUCGUUUUACUGUUAAUUUUAUUUCCCUUCCGUUUCCAAUUUGAACACAAAGAAGAAAAUCGCUUGCGUUGUCUUUUGUGAAUAAAAAAAAAAUUCGGUGUGAUACAAGAGAGAAAGAGAAGUGGACAGGGAAAAUGGAUCUUUUGAAGAAAAUGUUUGGCUUGAAUGGCACAGCCGAAAAAGAAUCGGCUGUUAAUGAGAAGAAUGUCAAGAGCAAAGUGCCAGCAUUCGGAAAUGAUUUUAAGAAGCCAAUUUGGUAUGAUGAAGAAUCUGACGAUGAAUUGUUCGACAACAAGAUGUUCGGAUUCCAAGUGUUUUCCGAUCCAAUUGAAAUUCAAAAAUACCACGAACAACAAAUGCGGCGUAUGUUGAAGGCAUUCGAACAAUUCGAUGACACCAAAGGAAUGAAUGAGAAUUUCCGUGAGGAGUACAUGAAGCCGGGAUUUGAAAAUUUCAAGAAUUUUGUUGGUGUAAAGCCAUCGAUUGAUGUUGAUUUGGAUGGUGAAAUCUAUGCUGAUCAAUUGCAUACAUUGUUGCAACGUAUAUCACCUGAAUUGGAACAAAUGCGCGCUGCAACUAUGGCCAAGACUAUGGCACCAACUGUCGCUGAGCCAAAACGCAAACUGACCGAUGAGGAAAAAGUCAUGGAUCAAAUCCAUUGCAUUGACGAAGAUGAGAAACGUGUUGCCAAACAACCCGAAUUGGGACCGAAUCCAUCAAAUGUUCGCAUUCCUCAUUAUGGAGGUGCAUUUGAAGGUAUCAGAGAUGGACCGAAAGUUCAUCGUCAAUCGUUCUCGUAUCAAUAUUCUCGCAAGCCGGAUGGCGUCUACUCAUCAGAAACUGUGGUCGAUCCAAACGGAAAUACGAAAACCGUUAUCAAACGCACAAUUGGUGGUAAAACCAAUACUCAAACACUGAUCAAUGGAAUUGAUGUAAAUGACAAUUCCAAUGUUGGUAACAAUGGGGCACUUGGUAUUACUGAUGCCAUCACUGAGGUCAAGAAAAAAGAUUGGAUCAUCGAUCCAGGCCGUCAUUUCUAUAUCAACAAAGACGGUUAUGCUUUGCCCAAGAACUUAUGGUGACUGGAAAUUUGGAAGCUCAGCAUUCAAAGCAUCGCAUCAAUCUACUAUUAUUACUACUACUAUCACACACUAGUUGUUGUCGUUAUUCUUUUGUGUCUAUCAAACAGUAACCAAAACAUAAAAAAUAUUACAAACAAAUCAAAUCCAAAAAAUUCCACUACAUACACCAAUACCAAUAAUAACACCAACAGUAGCAAAAAUAUCAAAGCAUUGUCUCAAUCACAAUUGAAACGAUUAGGGAUAACGUGCACGUUCAUGCAUACCAUCAUGAUCAUUAACACAAACAUCAGGUGAAAAAAAUUGUUCAUCAAAUUUUAUCAUUUAAAAUUUGAUAAUUUAAAAUUCGAUCACAAAUAUGAUUUUAGAUAAUAUUUAUUUAUAUUUAUUAUUAUUAUUAUGAUUAUUAUUUGUUUUUUGUUAUGACAACCAACACAAACAGCCACUUUGGUUUCCAAUUUUAGUCAAAUUGUAAAUUUGUUGUUUUUUCUUCAAAUUUCCGAUUUUCGAUUUAAGUUCGAAUUCGGGUCACUUUUGGUACAAACGAAUUAGUACAAAUGAUGAUAUUAUCAUCAUGAUAAUGAAAAAAACCAAUUGAUAUUACACGACAAUCGAUUUUGGAAAGAAAAAUGAAUUAUUUUUUAAUUUUCCUUUUCGUUGUUAUGUGUAUAAUUUAACUACAAUUUGCUCAUUCCACUUUCCUUCGGAAUAAUAUAUACAAUGAAAUGUCAACCGUGUAUAUGAAUAAUGUUCAUUGAACAUAGCGACAAAGUGUAGUGAAUGAACGCAUGUGUGAAUACGUGUAACGCAAAUCAUUCGUUUUUUCUCUAUUAUUUUGUUUUCUUUACUGAUUUGAUCAAUUUCAUUUUUGGUUAUAUUUUUCCAAAUGCAUAUGUGAAAAUGAACAAAAUUGGUACUGAAAACAUUUUGAUUCAGGAAUUUUAUAUUUCAUUUAUGUUUGUAUUAAAUGAUGAAUAAUACGAAAAACUUGUAAUUAUUACCCUUCGAUUGUGAUAUAUUUGAAACAUUUUUUGUAUAUUUAAAGACAAGGAAAAAAAACUCUAUAUGAAUGAAUUUACGAUUAUAUUAAAAACAGACAAUAUAUUUGGAUUUUGUCAUCUGGAUAACGUUUGGCGAUGAUAUGGAGUGAAAACAAUAGAAGUGAUUGUUGUAUUGUAUAGAUAUAAAAAUACUAAUACCAUAACUAUAACAAUCACUUCUAUUUUUUUCAUUUCGUAUCAUCGCCUUACGUUAUCCAGAUGAGCUGAAAUAUUUAAAUGCCAAAAUCCAAAUAUAUUGUCUGAUUAAAAAUGAUACAGAACUAAACAAAACAUAGGACAAACGGAUAAAAACAUACCGUACACAAAUGCUCACACUCAUUUUUUGAGAAUGAACUGAUAGGACAUGCUAAGAGACAAAUCAUUUUGGAUUGGAAUUUGAUUUUAUUUUUCUGACACUCACUCACACUCUCUUAUAAUUUGUUUGCUAUUUUGGUUUUUGUUUUGAACACUGAAUCUGUGACACAAGGUUAUGAUAGAGCAAUGCCAUUCGUAUUUUAAAAAAAAAUGAAGAUCUCUUUCAUUCGCGAAGCAAUUGAAAAGAAUAACGACAGACACACAACAAGAGAUUGAUGAUGAUGUUGAUGAUAUGACUGAGCUGCAAAUUUUUUAUUCGCGAAAGAAAAAAAGAACGAGUAACAAGUCGCCGAUAAAUAUAUUAUAUACCUAUUCAACACAAUUUGCUUCCUUCACAAUUAAUUUUAAGCGUGUUUGAGUUUGAGUUUUGACCUUUUUGGAACUCUCAUAAUUUAGAUUUAUCAUUAUGAUUUAAUUCAUAAACUUAACCGAUUAUGUUAAAGAUUAUAAUUAUUUACUUAUAUACAAUCUGAACAUCCGCAACACCACUCUAGAACUAAAAAAUACACACAGAAAAUUGAGAAAAAAAAAACAAUUCUUUAAUCCCAAUAGAUUCAUGUUUGUUUUAAUUUCUUACUUUGUUUUUUAUAAAUUAUUUGAAACAAAAAACUAUCGCAUUCAAAAUAAAAAUAUCGUGUUUAUUUUCUGACUUCA